Molecule: messenger RNA, 1914 nt
Organism: Laccaria bicolor S238N-H82
Lineage: Eukaryota; Fungi; Basidiomycota; Agaricomycetes; Agaricales; Hydnangiaceae
Exons: 12
Coding region: 1-1914 (637 amino acids)
Molecular function (GO): DNA binding
Source: RefSeq, a predicted model, not a curated record
AUGAGCCUCCCUAACGACGAUAACGAAACCCUGCACGCCCUGACGCCAGGCACGAACACACCCGCCGCAUCAACGGCGUCAAACGCCGACGUUCUCCUUCCAUCAACACCACCUUCAUCUGCCGACGUCCCAAUCGACCCCCAGCUUCUCCAUGCCGACUUCUUUCCUGCUCGAAAACCCGAUGGCAGUCUGGUCUCGGAAGAAGCGUACAAAGCCCACCUCUUCACCAUCAGAAAGAGAGAGCCCCUGCGGGCGGCAUGCUCUCAUUUCAAGAUUCGUUUUGCAACGCGAGCCAACCUAGAGUUUUUGUGGAACGCCCUUGUCCGCCACUGGUAUCCAGCACGAGCAACUACAAACCCCUCGCCUGAUCACGCUGUGGCUGGUCCAUCGAAAACACUUUCCAUCGUCAUCCCCCCACGCCCAGCUCACUCUGUAGGCCAAUCAAGUGGCCAAACUGAUCAAGAAAUCCUUGAAGCCGAUUUCGAUGUCGACGACGAAGCAUUGACAAAGCAGUAUGACGUGGGGGAGGGGGUUGUGGAAGCCGUAUUUGGGGCCCUUGACACCGGUGGCCUCGAAGAGGAGGAUGAGGACGAGGAGUCGGAGGACAUUGACCUGGACGAUGACGCAACCUAUAAACAGUUUCAGACCAGUGUGCGUGUGUCAGCGGCUCAAAGAACGGAAGCCAACAGGAGGGCAGGUGGCAGAAAGACGCAGAAAUGCGUCGUGAAGUCAUGGAAUAUUUUCCAGAAGGAAGCUCUUGCGGCAGGCAAGCUCCGCGAUGACAUAGUCGACGAGCACGCUCUGCUGCUUUUCGUUGACUUCUGUGCUAGACGUUGCAAGCGAGACCGUCGAGGAGAGUACAUACCCAACACUCGCAUCGGCGCUUCACAAAUAAAAAAAGAGUUCUUUGGUGCCUUGCGUAUCCGAAAGGUUCAAGAUGCUCGCGAUCCAACCCUGGCUAUCAAGCGGCCUGCCACGACCGUCCAUGUUUACGAUGCGGUCAAGACUCGCAUGGACGAGGCCCUACAAAAUGCACGCGAGGGGCUCAUUCCUGCUGAGGAUGCCCCUGACAUCAUUGCCAACACGUUUCUCGCCCAGCUGUCAGACGAGACCCUCACACGCAUUCGAUACGGUUUCCUGGAGCACCGAGAGCUGAAGCCAACUAUCAACGGACACCUGGCAUGGACAAUGAUGAAUGCAAGCGGUAACCGCGGAGACGACAUCCGGGCAUUGCGGUUAUGUGAAAUGCAGCCGUAUCAGUUUCUACAUCCUAACGGCGAAACGAGCAUCCCUGCCGUUCUAGGUUUGCAAUCUGACAUGGAACAGAAAGCUCGGUCCAAAGGGAUGAAGACGACGAUAAAUCCUACCUAUACAUGUUUUAUUGCACACAGAAACCCUGAAAUGUGCUCGUUGGGAGCCUUCGCUUUGUAUCUACAUUACAUCCACGACGUAGCCGAUGUAGACACUAAAUAUGAUAUUGACUAUACUGUGAACAAAUCGUGGCAUGCUAUCAGACUGAUUCAUGGGUCAUCGGCUACCGUUCCCUACAACGAGACAGCACUCCAAAACCUUUUUGUCCAGUCUUAUAGAAAGGCUGGUGUUGAGUCUAAUCUCAAAGCUCAUCUUGCUCGCCACAUGCUAGGAUACCACCAAGAAAAAAUGGGUGUGCGAUCUGAGGAGACAUCCAAACUCGGAUGGUCGCGUGAUACCUACCAGAACACCUAUGCGCCAGCGCUCCCAAAAUCGGCGAUAUUGGGCGCUCACGGUUACAAACUACAUGAGACUUACAAUCCAUCAUGGAUUCAGGUGGAGGUACCCAAGCCUUUCUUGGAGCUAGUUUGCCCUGCAGCAGAGAGAAAUAUUGAGUCGGUUAAAGGUCUGGUGUCAUCAAUGAUUAGAUUACAGCGCACUUAG